CCGUUGUCCAGGAAGCGGGAGCGCGGGGCUGACGCAACUGUUUAGCUCGGCGGGGCACUUUCAUAUCUGUUAGUGUCGUAGCCAAAGUCCCAGCCAAGCACUAACACCCAGCUCUCAAGCCCGGUUUUCGACUUGCGGAGCUCCUCAUAAAGCUUCGAGUCUGAUCCAGCCAAAUCGACCCACACAGGAGGAACAGCUGCCGGAGACCAGGUUCGAGUUAUCAAGCUUUUUGGACGCCGUUUUGCAGACCGAACCAUCCUCGACCAAGGCCACAGGCUCAUUGAAUGAACAUGGCCGACAUGCAAGCCAAACUACAAACCCUCUCAGAGGAGUUUACCAAGUUGCAACAAGACCUUCAGGACAUUGUUCAAUCAAGACAGAAACUUGAGGCUCAAAGACAGGAGAAUCUUGGAGUACAGAAAGAAUUUGGCAAGCUGAAGGAUGGCGAGACCAUCUACAAACUCAUCGGCCCCGUGCUACUCAAGCAAGAGAAGACAGACGCAGAGAGCACCGUAAGCGGGCGGCUAGAGUUCAUCAACAAGGAAAUCUCAGCGCCAGCAGCGCUCAGGCGGCGGAAGAACAAUGCCAUCCCCGCCACAGCCUGCACAUACAGACAUGAUUUGUCGUGGUCGUCAAGACCGGCGAUGAUGCGCACUGACUUCUCGGUGACGAAGGCGACAGAGGCGGUGUCGAAUAUGGUACUCAGGAUCCGGUCUAAGGCGGAUGGGUCUUCAAGGACAUUCUGGGGGUCAUGGAGGUUGAAGAUGCUCUUGAUCCGGGUGAAACACUGGCUGAGGAGGCUGAACAGACAGGUCUCGGCUGGGAUGGAGAGUCGACCCAUAUCGAGACUCAGGAAGUCCAUGGAUGCCUCGAUGCUUGCUACGCAGGGUUAG
Molecule: messenger RNA, 893 nt
Organism: Chaetomium strumarium
Lineage: Eukaryota; Fungi; Ascomycota; Sordariomycetes; Sordariales; Chaetomiaceae
Product: Prefoldin
Exons: 4
Coding region: 285-893 (202 amino acids)
Biological process (GO): protein folding; chaperone-mediated protein complex assembly
Cellular component (GO): prefoldin complex; cytoplasm
Molecular function (GO): protein-folding chaperone binding
Source: RefSeq, a predicted model, not a curated record